This is a messenger RNA of Lindgomyces ingoldianus, 606 nucleotides long. RefSeq lists its product as uncharacterized. Lineage: Eukaryota; Fungi; Ascomycota; Dothideomycetes; Pleosporales; Lindgomycetaceae. The annotation marks the transcript as partial. The record is from RefSeq and is a predicted model, not a curated record. The transcript has a single exon.
UCCCACUACAAUUCAGCAUACACUACACCCUCCACCGCACUCCUUCCCUCUCCCUCUCCCUCUCCCCAACCUACUUCCUCCUCGCACUUCAAACCCAGCGAUUGUGUCAUAGCAGGAAUAAUAUACCACCCUUGCGGCUCCUGUCCCAAUUGCCUAGGCCCAGAACACUACUCCCAGUAUUGUGCUCACGGUAUGAGAUACUGUGGUGUCACAACUGACGGGGUUUUCACGGAGUAUGCGAGGAUCAAUGCGAGCCAAGCGGCGAGACUGUCGGAACGCGUGAAUUCCAAGAUGGCAGCCCCACUAGCGUACGCGGGUAUGCUGUCUGGUGCGGAGUCCUGCAAACGGAUCUGAGGAAUAGGGAGUGGAGGCGGACUCGGACAUCUCGGGUGACAGUUUUCGAAGGCGUUUGGUUUGAAUGUUGAUGCGCGAGAUGAGGGAUUCAAGUUGACGAAGAGAGCGGGUGCGUAUACGGUUGCGGAUGCGAGAAUGGGGGUUAAGGAGACAAUAGAGGAGGCCCGAAAGGUGACGAAUGGGGAGGGCGUGGAAGCGACGUUUAAUGUGAGUGCGGCGGUGAUGGUUAUAGCGAUGGUGUGUGAUGUGUCC